GACCGUGAAAGUUAUGGUGGAUCUUCUUCAGCUUUAACUUACGGUACGAUCUCAACUGCAAUUGUGUCAUUACUGUCACUUUCCGGAGCUCUUGUGAUCCCAUUAAUCACUGGAAAAGCUAGACACAGAUGGAUGCAUUUUUUCGUAGCGCUGGCAAUCGCAACACUCAGUUCUGAUGCUGUUCUCCAUAUAAUCCCACAGGGGCAUGACCACGAUCACGAUCGCAGCAAUGGUGAACACGACCAUAACCAUGACCAUGACCACGAUCAUGACCACGACCACGACCACGAUCAUGACCACGCUCAUAACAUACAGAAACGCCAUGUACACCGGCGAAUACUUCUCCGACUUACGGCUGUAAUGUUCACCAUCUAUAUCAUCUAUUUCAUCGAGUUCGUCGCUUACUAUCGAAAAAAUUUUGUUCACAGUAACGAUGUCUCUCCCGAUAACGACUCCGACUCAAGCGAUGACGACAUCGAGAUCUGCUGUGGUUUGAAGUCGAGAGCAGUAGUGAUUUUAUUUGGCGAUGGUGUUCAUAACUUUGUCGAUGGUAUUGCAAUCGGUUCUUCUUUCAUUCAUUCAAUGAAACUUGGACUAAUCACAUCGAUUGCCGUCAUUUGCCAUGAACUUCCACAUGAAUUAGGAGACUUGGCAGUACUGAUCGAGUCCGGUUUGUCGAUGAAAAAAGCGUUGAUUCUCAACUUACUCUCUGCUCUCACAGCUUUUCUGGGACUAUACACGAGCAUAGCACUAGGUAAGUGGAACAUGCAGAUGUGGUUGCUUGCUAUCACGGCUGGAAUGUUCCUCUAUGUGGCAUGGAUAGACAUGCUCGCUCAUUUGAAACACGAUGGAGUACACAAGGAUCACUGGACAAUAGCAUGCCUUUUACAAUAUUCAGGAUUCCUAACAGGAUUCAUAUUGAUAUUCGCACUUGGCUGGUUUGAAGAGCAAUUGUUCGCGUCGAGUUGA
Haemonchus placei is the source of this 969-nucleotide messenger RNA. The record is from the annotation of a GenBank genome assembly. Lineage: Eukaryota; Metazoa; Nematoda; Chromadorea; Rhabditida; Trichostrongylidae.